This is a messenger RNA of Camelina sativa (false flax), 1075 nucleotides long. NCBI's taxonomy places the organism in Eukaryota, Viridiplantae, Streptophyta, Magnoliopsida, Brassicales, Brassicaceae. The record is from RefSeq and is a predicted model, not a curated record.
AUUUUUAUAAAACGUCAUAAACACGUGGCUUAUUGUGAUUGGCUCUGGAGAGAGUGUGAGUAAAACAAACAUUCAUCGUCUCUAAUGUGUGGCAGCUGCUUGAAUUGAAAACUAGUGUGGGAGAAGGAGAAAGAGGAGAAUGGGAGAUCUCUAUGCUUUGGACUUCGAUGGAGUUCUCUGUGAUAGUUGUGGUGAAAGCUCUCUAUCUGCUGUUAAGGCUGCGAAAGUGAGAUGGCCUGCUUUGUUCCAAGGAGUUGAUUCCGCUUUAGAGGAAUGGAUCGUCGAUCAGAUGCAUACCGUGAGACCUGUGGUGGAAACUGGCUAUGAGACUCUUCUACUUGUGCGACUGUUACUGGAGACGAAGAUACCCUCUAUCCGAAAGUCUACAGUUGCAGAGGGAUUAACUGUUGAUGGGAUAUUGGAGAGCUGGGCAAAGAUUAAGCCUGUAAUCAUGGAAGCUUGGGAUGAAGAUAAAGAUGCUUUGAUCGAUUUGUUUGGCAAAGUUCGAGACGAUUGGAUGAACGAGGACUUGACAACUUGGAUCGGUGCCAAUAGAUUCUAUCCAGGAGUUUCAGAUGCACUCAAAUUUGCCAGCUCAAAGAUUUACAUUGUUACCACGAAACAGGGCCGCUUUGCAGAAGCAUUACUGCGUGAAAUAGCAGGUGUGAUCAUACCAUCGGAAAGGAUNGACUCAUCGGAAAAAGGGCCAAAGGUGGAAGUGCUAAAGCUUCUUCAAAAUAAACCAGAACAUCAGGGCCUGAUGCUGCACUUCGUGGAAGACAGACUUGCAACGCUGAAGAAUGUCAUCAAAGAGCCUGAAUUAGACAAAUGGAAUUUAUACCUAGGAAACUGGGGCUACAACACUGAGAAAGAGAGAGCAGAAGCAGCAAGCAUUCCCAGGAUUCAGGUUAUUGAGCUCUCCACAUUUAGCAACAAGCUUAAAUGAGUGCAGACUCAUCGGAAAAAGAAAAAGCUUUCCUUGUUUUUUAUUGUAUUCUACGUUUUUUAAGCGAAAUUCAUAAACCAAACUUGUCAAAGAAAUUUCUAAUAAGAUUCAGUAAAAGAGUUGAACUUU